Molecule: messenger RNA, 1199 nt
Organism: Bipolaris maydis ATCC 48331
Lineage: Eukaryota; Fungi; Ascomycota; Dothideomycetes; Pleosporales; Pleosporaceae
Product: guanine nucleotide transporter
Cellular component (GO): mitochondrion
Molecular function (GO): guanine nucleotide transmembrane transporter activity; GTPase activity; GTP binding
Source: RefSeq, a predicted model, not a curated record
ACUGCUCGCCCACCCAAUUGCUCUGUGCUGCAAAUUCCCUCUUCUCCCUUAGGCAGUCUUUGUGUUUCUUCUUCGCACAUUUUCCCUUUACAAUGACGCCAUCACCUUCAGAAGCCGUAGCGAAAGUUGCGCAAGCGGCGUCGGGCACCGACUCGUCGGCCAAGGUAUACAAGAGGGAGUCCAACACAGCCAGAGUUCUGGGUGCAGGAUGUGCGGGAAUUGCAGAGCUCAUGGUGUUCCACCCAGUCGAUACUACAGCGAAGCGAUUGAUGAGCAACAUUGGCAAGAUUGAAUCCGCCUCACAUCUCAACAAGGUCGUCUUCAGGGACAUGGCCUCCGCCUCCGUGUCCAGUCGAUUCCUGUCUCUGUUCCCCGGUCUCGGAUACGCCGCUGCAUACAAGGUACUCCAACGAGUGUACAAGUUUGGUGGCCAGCCUUUCGUCAGGGACUACCUCGCGCAGAAUCACGGUGGCAGCUUUGACCGUACGUUUGGUAAGGGCAACGGCAAGGCGAUCAUGCACGCGACUGCAGGUUCGAUCAUUGGUAUUGGUGAAAUUGUCCUGCUUCCGUUGGACGUGCUCAAGAUCAAGCGACAAACAAACCCAGAGGCUUUCCGGGGUCGAGGACUUGUUAAGAUUGUCUCUGACGAGGGCUUUGGACUUUACCGUGGUUGGGGAUGGACGGCAGCACGUAACGCGCCUGGCUCGUUUGCGCUGUUUGGUGGUUCGGCGGUUGCCAAGGAGUACCUCUACAAGCUUUCGGACUACAACUCUGCGUCGUGGAUGCAAAACUUUGUCGCAUCCAUCGCAGGUGCUAGCGCUUCGCUAGUAGUGUCUGCUCCUCUGGACGUGAUCAAGACGCGCAUCCAGAACAGGAACUUUGAGAACCCAGAGAGCGGCUUCAGGAUCGUAUCCAACAUGAUCAAGCACGAAGGCUUCACUUCCUUCUUCAAGGGACUCACGCCCAAGCUGCUCAUGACGGGGCCUAAGCUCGUAUUCUCCUUCUGGUUGGCGCAAACGCUGAUACCCGCGUUUGGCAAGAUAAUGUAAUUUGUAAGCUGGCCGUGAUCUGAUGUCUGUACUAUAUGGGAAGCGCGGGGCUUUGGUUGCCUGGGACGGACAGACUGGGCUGCGUCGAAUGUAACGACGUACGGUAGACCGCGCACUUUUGCAAGCGAACUAUACAUUCUCCAUUCUUUC